Setaria italica (foxtail millet) is the source of this 1545-nucleotide messenger RNA. Its product is annotated as G-type lectin S-receptor-like serine/threonine-protein kinase At1g61500. Gene Ontology annotation, molecular function: protein kinase activity; ATP binding. The record is from RefSeq and is a predicted model, not a curated record. The transcript has 7 exons. The coding region runs from base 1 to 1422 and encodes 473 amino acids. Gene Ontology annotation, biological process: protein phosphorylation; cell surface receptor signaling pathway. NCBI's taxonomy places the organism in Eukaryota, Viridiplantae, Streptophyta, Magnoliopsida, Poales, Poaceae.
AUGUGGGACGGCCUGGAGAAAGUUUCCAGCGUCGCGCAGCUCACCGGCGUCGACGCCUUCGUGCUGAUCACGACGAUCGUCCGGGUGGCGGCCACGGCGAGGCGGAACAGGAAGACCUGCCGGGAGCUGGCGGAGCAGGUGGAGCGAAUCGGCGACCUGCUGCGGAGCCUUGAGGAGCAGCCAGGUAUGGGCAUCAUGCGGCGGCCGGAGACGAGCGCCCCGCUCAUGGAGCUGCACGGGACGCUCCGGCGGGCGUGCGCCGUCGUCGAGUCGUGCAGGCGCGGCGGCUACGUCCGCGGGCUCUUCACCGGCGGGUCUCGGGCGGCGAGGCUCCGCGACGUGCAGAGCAGGAUCGCCUUCUUCCUGCAGCUGUUCCCCAUCAUCAGCCACCUCGACAGCACCCGCCUCCUCGUGCAAGUUAUGGACAGCGCCGCCGCUCGUGCGCCGAGCUCCGGCGAGGGUGCUGCAGAGGAUGUUGUGAGGCCCCUUGCCAACAGCCAAGAUCCUCAGGACGAUGACAGGGUACAGAAUUUAAGUAUUUCUCAGUUGAUGAAUGCAACAAAUGCCUUCUCGUUUGAAAACCAAAUGGAACAAGGCUCCUUAGCCACUUUGUACAAGGGUCAACUAAAUGGCAAUGAUGUCACCAUAAAAAGGCUUUCAAUUUCCAUUGAGGGGCAACAGUUACCACCAAUGCGUAUGAGAGCAGGGUUUAUAGUUGACUGGCCUACACGCUUUCGCAUAAUCGAAGGGAUAGCACAGGGUGCAGCUUAUCUGCACAAUCAUUCCAGGCUGCGAGUUAUUCACAGAGAUUUGAAGCCAAGCAACAUUCUCCUAGAUUCAGAUAUGAAUCCGAAUAUAUCCAAUUUUGACGUGGCCAAAGUUUUAUGUCCAGGAAUGAUUCAGGAUACCGCGGCCUGUGUUGUGGGCUCAGUUGGAUUUAUUGCUCCAGAGUAUAUGAAACAAGGUACCUUCUCGGUAAAGACCGACGUGUAUAGCUUCGGCGUCAUGGUACUUGAAAUUAUAAGUGGGAAAAGAUGGACUAGGUCACUUCAAGAAACUUAUUACCGAGAUCUACUCACAUGGGCCUUUAAUAGGACACCGUACAGAGCCAAACUGGUGCAGAGGCUGAAGGGUUUUGUGCCUGAAUCACUACACGGCAUCUCUUUCUGCAGCAGGGCUGUGCCCAAGUGCCUCUCCCUUCCGACGAGGCGGAGGGUGCUGUCACAGCAGAGGGAGAUGAGGAGAUGUGUUCAGGUGGCCCUGAUGUGCAUCCAAGAGAAGCCCGAGCGCCGGCCGGACAUGCUGGAAGUCACGCGAAUGAUGAGACCUCGGAAAUCUACGGUGCCAUUCCCACGACGACCUGGCUAUGCCAUGGAGAGCCCGAUGUACGCCGGUGAUAGAGGAGCUAGCAUGACCCCUUGAGAUAGGUUGCUCCAUGCAUGCUUAUCUAUAGUUUUGGUACUUCUAUGAUUGCAUUAGCCAAGUUGCAUGAACUAGUGAACUACAUAGAAUAGAGAAGAGCAGUUGGGUCCAAAAAAGAAAGAA